CCUACUGAGAAUUGCACAAGGAUUAUAAAGACUUGGCCGAACCUCGGAAGCCGCAAGCGGAAGCAAUCGCGACUCGCCGACACUGUUUCAUUUCGAGUCUCUACUUGCAUUGCACUGUUCAUUUGUUGUGUCUGCUUCACGCUUUUUCUUCUUCUUCUUCUUCUUGGUUUGGAGGAGCCUGAGCCAUCUCAGAAGCUUCUCGAUCCCAACUCAAAGUUUGUGUUAGAAAAGCAUUCAAAGACACUCAACAACUUCAUGGCUUCCAACGAUCGAGUGUACAAUUUUGAAGAUAAAUUUUCCAUUAAAGAUCUUGCUCUAGUGGGGAAGUUAUGCCAAAAAGUGGGGCAUAGUGGUAAAUUUCCUGGGCGUGUGAUUAGAAAGAAGACGUCCGUUCGCAAAACCAAAACCAAAACCAAAACCAAAAAGGAGGUUGACACUGCCAAGGAUGUGGGUAGUCUUCCUCAAGUCACAGUUUUUGAAGAGUCAAAUCAGAAUAAGGAGCCAGAGCCAUCUCAGCAUCAAAAUCCCAUUGUUGAUGAAUCAACAAUGAUUCAGAUUUCCCAGACCUUAGAAAUUUUUUUAGCAUCAAAUGAUGAAGUGUACAAUUUUGAAGCUAACUUGUCUCCAGAAGAAUGUGUUGCAGUGCAUCAUUUAUCCCAGAAAAUGGGGUUACGAGUUGAAAAUUUUGGGAGUGGGAUUAAACAGAAACUAUCUGUGCACAAAAUCAAAAAUAAGAUUCCCACCACUGCCAAGUUAGAGAAUCUUCGUUGUUUCAUAUUUUCUGAAGAGUCAAAGAAGGUAUUAGGUGGUUUAUUAAUGCAUUAUCCAUCUGGUGAUGAAGAACUUUGGGGAGACAUGAUUGGAGCAUAUAGUGACACUACUAACAGAAUGGAACAAAAGGAAGAUGAUUUUUUCUGUCAGCCUUGUAUGAGCAAAGUUGAAAUUACUAACAAAUUGGAGGACCUUUCUGCAAGAAUGAAGAAUCCCUCUGACUUGAAACUGAUCGCUGAGAAGAGAUCUAAGCUUCCAAUUGCAUCCUUGAAGGAUGUCAUUACAUCAACUGUUGAAUCUAACCAGGUAGUAAUCGUAUGUGGUGAGACUGGUUGUGGAAAGACCACUCAGGUCCCACAAUAUAUUUUGGAUAACAUGUGGGGUAAGGGUGAGGUCUGCAAAAUAGUUUGCACUCAGCCUCAACGUAUCUCUACAACUUCAGUUUCUGAGAGAAUCUCUAGUGAGAGAGGAGAGACUGUUGGAAACACUGUUGGAUACAAGUUAUGGUUUGAAAGCAGAGGUGGAAGGCAAUCAUCAAUUGUGCUGUGUACUACUGGAGUUCUAUUGAAGGUGUUGGUUUCUACAGGUUCCCAUUUUCUGAAGACACGGUCUGUGAAGGAUGACAUUCCUUGCAUUAGUCACAUAAUUAUGGAUGAAAUUCAUGAAAGGGACAAAUACUCAGACCUCAUGUUGGCAAUCCUCAGAGAGAUGCUCCCUUCAAAUCCCCACCUACGUCUGAUACUAAUGAGUGCUAGUGCUGAUGCUGCAAGAUUUUCUCAAUAUUUUGGCGGCUGCCCAAUUAUCUAUGUUCCAGGACUCAAAUAUCCGGUCAAGACUUACUACUUGGAGGAUGUGCUUUCUAUUGUAAAAUCUGGAGCAUAUAAUCACCAUGAUAAUAACCAUGAACUUAGUCAGGCAGAAAAGUUGUCUCUAGAUGAAGCAAUUGAUUUUGCUUGGUCUAAUGACGAAUGGUGCUCACUGUUAGAGCUUCUUUAUUCUAAAGCUACCUCAAAGGUCUUUGAUUAUCAGCAUUCAUUAACUGGCCUAAAUCCAUUAAUGGUGUUUGCUGGAAAAGGUAAAGUGGGUGAUAUGUGCAUGCUCCUAUCUUUAGGGGCAAAUUGCCUUUUAAGGGCCACAGAUGGAACAACUGCACUGGAGAUUGCUGAGAAGGAAAACCAGAAAGUUGCCGUUGAAUUGCUGAAGAAGCACAUGGAUAAUGAUUUUUCCAACAAAGAAGGGAAAAUUUUCAUAGAUAAAUAUCCUGCAAUUGUCAACCCGAAUGUUGUCAAUGUUUUCCUGAUAGAGCAACUGAUAAGAAAAAUAUGUGUUGAUUCAGAAGAUGGAGGCAUCAUCGUUUACCUUCCAGGUUGGGAUGAGAUAAUUAAAACACGUGAAAGAUUGCUUGCAUCCCCUUUUUUCAAUAAAAGAUCAAAGUUUAGGGUCAUAUCUCUGCAUUCAAUGGUUCCAGCCAUUGAGCUAAAGAAGGUUUUUAUGCCCCCACCCCAUGGAUGCCGCAAAAUUGUUCUCUCUACCAAUAUUGCUGAAACUGCAGUAACUGUCGAUGAUAUAGUGUAUGUCAUAGACACUGGACUUGUCAAAGGAAAAGGUUAUGAUGCUUACAAUAAUGUGUUAACUCUCCAAUCAUCUUGGAUUUCAAAAGCAAGUGCUAAGCAAAGAAAGGGAUGUGCUAGUCGUUGUCAACCUGGAAUUUGUUACCGUCUAUAUUUAAAAGUUCAAGCAGAUUCCUUGCCAGAUUUUUUGGCACCUGAAAUUAAGAGAAUGCCUAUUGAAGAUCUCUGUCUGCAGGUGAAGUUGCUUGAUCCAAGCUGCAAAAUAGAAGGGUUUCUGAACCGGACAUUAGAUCCUCCAGUAUUUAAGUCUAUACAAAAUGGUGUUAGAGUUCUUCAAGAGAUCGGGGCAUUGUCAGUUGAUGAACAGCUCACCCAGCUAGGGGAGAAGCUUGGCUCUCUUCCUGUUCAACCAUCAACUAGCAGGAUGCUUCUCUUUUCCAUAUUGAUGAAUUGCCUUGAUCCAGCUUUAACUCUUGCAUGUGCAUCUGAGUAUACAGAUCCAUUUGUGCUUCCGCUUUUACCUGAUGAAAAGGAGAGAGCUGCAGCCGCUAGAUCUGAGCUAGCUUCUUUGUAUGGGGGUUGUGGUGACCAGUUUGCUAUGAUAGCAGCAUAUGAAUGCUGGUAUAAUUCAAAGAAAAUGGGUCUAGAAUCACGGUUUUGUUCUCAAUACUUUGUUUCUCAAAGCAGUAUGAAAAAGUUAUUGAACAUGCGUAAGAAAUUAGUGGAAGAACUAUAUCGGAAUGGGCUUAUUCAUGGGAAUGUUUCAAGUUAUUGCUCAAAUGCCCAUGAUCCGGGUAUACUUCAAGCUGUUUUGGUAGCUGGGAUGUAUCCAAUGGUUGGGAAAUUGUUUUUUCCUCCCGGAAGUGGAAAUAAGUUUUUUGUGAAGACUAAAAAUGGCGAUGCUGUUUACUUGAAUAGUCAUUCUGUUAAUUCUAUUUUGUCAUCUCAGAAAAGUUUUGAUAGCUCUUUAGUUGUAUAUGAGGAGAUUACGAGCAGCUCUCAGGGCAUGUGCAUACAGAGCUGUACUGUUGUUGGACUACUUCCAUUAUUCCUGCUUUCCAAAGAGAUUGCAGUUGCUCCCGCAAAGCAUUGUACGGAAGGAGAUGAGUUUAUGUCUUCUCCUGAUAAUUUAGUUAGAGUAACCAUAGAUCGGUGGCUUAAUUUUGAGUCAACAGCACUUGAUGCUUCUCAGAUGAACUACUUGAGAGAGCGAUUAUCAACAGCUAUUUCAUAUAAAGUGACACAUUCAACAGAUGUUCUUCCUCCUGUUCUACGGACUGCUGUGGAUGCCUUAGCUUGCAUUCUGUCUUGUCAUGGACUUUCUGGCAUACCAGGGACCUCAGAUUGUGUUAACACACUGAAUACUACUAUAAAUGCUUCCAAUCCAAAAGAAUUCCGAGAAGGGCUUAUAAAUCAAGAUGCACUCCAGAUCAAUCCUUCUAUAGUUAAGGUAUCUGAAUCUGAGGCAAUCCAAAAUCCAAGUAACCAAACUAAUCAAAAUUCUCCAAUUGGUUUGGGAUGCUCAACCCCAACAAAGCAAACAGAUAAGACUCCAGAAAGAUUCUGUUCAGCGCUUAUAAUUCACAAUGACAUGCCUUCUUCUGGAACUAGCAUAUCGGCAUCCUAUGAUGCAGAAAAUCCAAGUCAUCCUACAUGUCAAAACGCUACAAGUUCAGCUUGCUCAGUCCAGUCAGCACAUAUAAAUGAUGAUGUAACCAUGACUGAUUUGACGCCUUCUAAAGAUCUAAAUUCAAUUUGGUGGGAUGCUUCAAAAGGGGCUCACUUCCGCAAGAUUGCAGUUGGGUGGACCUUUCCUGAGAAUGGAUGGGUCAAGGCUAAUGUAGACGGGUCCUUCAGGCCUCAGAAUCGUCACUCUAGCUGUGGAGGAGUUUUUCGCGAUUCCACGGGUUCUUGGUGCUUUGGCUUCGCACUGAAUCUUGGAGCCUUGUUCUGCGGAUCAAUUGGAUCACCGAAAUUUUUGGAUUACGUGGUUAUCUUUUCUGAACUGUGGGGUAUCUUCACUGCCCUCAAGCUUGCUAAGGAGAAAGGUAUUUUGAAGCUGUGGGUCGAGACUGAUUGCAAAGAAGCAUUGAAAUAUGUUUUUAAUAAACGGUCAGUGAAAAAUGUUUAUUUUGGUCCUCUUGUUCGUUCCAUAGUUAAGUUGAUGGAGGGAGAUUGGACAGUUCAACUUUCCUCUUGUUAUCGUGAAAGAAACAACGUUGCUGACUGGUUAGCUUCCUAUGCGCAUACAAUCGAGGUGGGUCUUCAUGUGUUUGAUGCCCCUCCUCCCGGUUGUGUCAAAUACUUAACUGAGGACUCUGCUGGAGUUUCUAAAUUCCGUACUGUACGUGUUGAGCAAUAAUUGGGGCCAUGUUCCACCUUGAGUGUGAAAGCCAUAUAUUGACCAUUCAUGUUAUAUGGCUGAUAUUAAUUCUUCUCACACACUCUAGGUUGUCCCUUGUAUAGUAUUUUCAUAUUGAUUGGAAAUUUUUGCUAGGAAAUCUGCUAACUUAGAAGAUUACCCUUUCUUGUGGCCAGCACGGAAAUGAGGUCUGGCUUUUUCACAUGAUAUGAUCAUGAAGGGAGGGAAACACAAGCCAGGACCCUACUGUUUCGCGGAGGCUACAAAAUUUGUACGGAGUUAGGGUCCUAUGUGUCGUCUUUCUCUCUUCCAAUAUUAUGUGAAAACUCACGGUAUUCAUUGCCAGCAAAUACCCUUUUUCUAUAUCUGCAAAAUCUAUUUUCCAUCAUUUUCUUUGAUUAAUUAAUUACGUUUGUCCUUAUGGUCAAUCAAUGGAUGCCGUAUGUGGAGCGAAAAAUAGGAAGAGUGUACAACCAUCAAAAUCUUGCAACACAGGGUAUUUUUACUUUUAUUUUUUUGUUGUUUGUAAGGAAUACUGAGAUUUGUUAUUCAUUUAAAGGAUGAUAUUCUUUUAUAAACAAUCUUCCAUAUGCGUGUUUGAGAA
This is a messenger RNA of Cajanus cajan (pigeon pea), 5308 nucleotides long. Its product is annotated as DExH-box ATP-dependent RNA helicase DExH6. Gene Ontology annotation, molecular function: helicase activity; RNA-DNA hybrid ribonuclease activity; ATP binding. The record is from RefSeq and is a predicted model, not a curated record. Lineage: Eukaryota; Viridiplantae; Streptophyta; Magnoliopsida; Fabales; Fabaceae. Gene Ontology annotation, cellular component: intracellular anatomical structure.